AUGGACAAAACAACAAGAAUUAUAAGAAUUGAGGUGGAGGGUAUUCUUUCCUUGCUCAGUUUUGGUUUGCUAAUUUCUUGUGCGGCCUGUGAAAAUUUCCAUGAUCCGACUCUUAUUGGCAGUCUUCGUCGCGGCCUCGCAGAUAGUGCAGCCGGUGGUGAAGUUUUUGAUGUCACGAAAUUUGGUGCUGUACCUGGCGAAAAAAAUAAUGUACAGGCAUUUAUGAAGACAUGGGUAGCAGCAUGCAAAGAGUCGGCAGGGGCAGCGAGGAUUGUGAUACCAGCAGGGUCAUUUUUGGUAGGGCCGGUGGUGUUCCAAGGGCCAUGCAAAGCUUCGCCAAUUGUUGUUGAGGUCCAUGGAACUGUCAAAGCCACGACCGACGUUAGUGAGUACUCUUCUCCUGAAUGGUUCUCUUUUGAAGAAAUAGAAGGCUUGGUUAUCACUGGUUCCGGCACUUUCGAUGGCCAAGGGCCCAAGGUUUGGAAGCUCAACGAUUGUAAGACUAACCCUGAUUGCCAGCAUCUCGCAGCUUCAUUCAAAUUUAGCAAAGUGAAAAACGCAAUCGUUGAGGGAAUCACAUCUUUGGACAGCAAAUGGUUCCAUUUUUUUGUAUAUAGGAGCAGCAACUUCACUUUCAAAGAUGUGACAGUAACUGCUCCAGACGAUAGCCCAAACACAGAUGGCAUUCAUUUAAGUUCCGCAACUGGGGUCAAAAUUCUCCACACCAACAUCAAAACCGGCGAUGACUGCGUUGCCAUAGUGCAAGACACCCAUGACAUUCUUGUGGACAAUGUCACAUGUGGUCCUGGACAUGGAAUUAGUGUUGGGAGCCUUGGAAAAUGGCCAGAUGACAAAGGUUCUACGGGAGUUGUAGUGCAAAACUGCGUUAUAACAGGCGCAACGAAUGGGGCAAGAAUCAAGACUUGGGCUGGUCCUACCUCUGGUGCAGCGAGUAACAUCGUCUUUGAAAAUAUCGAAAUGAAAGAUGUGAAAAACCCCAUAAUCAUUGACCAGAACUACGGAAAAUACAAAGACCAACCAUCGAAGUGGAAGCUGAGUGACAUCCAUUUUAGGAAAAUAAAGGGAACUUCAGCAUCGAAGGUUUCUGUGUCCCUAGGUUGCAGUUCACUGAACCCAUGCGAGAAUAUUGAGAUGGCCGACAUUAAUUUGACCUUUGGUGGCGCUGAGUCUGAGUCUGUAUGUGCUAACGCAAAAGUUAAACAAGGUGGCGUCGUCAAACCGGUACCAUGCAGCGGUUCCGGGAAGAUAGACUCUGGUGAAUAG
Molecule: messenger RNA, 1284 nt
Organism: Humulus lupulus (European hop)
Lineage: Eukaryota; Viridiplantae; Streptophyta; Magnoliopsida; Rosales; Cannabaceae
Product: exopolygalacturonase-like
Exons: 5
Coding region: 1-1284 (427 amino acids)
Biological process (GO): carbohydrate metabolic process
Molecular function (GO): polygalacturonase activity
Source: RefSeq, a predicted model, not a curated record